CUGACUGACUUCCAAGUUACACACCGCCCCCCUUUUGCACGCUCUGUCUUUCAUUUCUCAUCUUUGCUUUUUCCUCUUUCUGUCUUUUUUUGGGGCCGUUUUGGCCCAGAACCUGCGUUAAUUCAUGGUUAGUGCCCACUGCCAAUCACCAGCCAUCCCGUCUCCAGGGGCGCCACCGUCACUUCGCUUUCUUUUCUACCGCCCCCCAUCGCCCUUUCAUCUUUCUUACUUCUUCCCUCCUUCUCCUCCUCUUCUUCUUCUUUCUUUCUCCCUCCUACUUUCUCUCCUUCAUCCCCUCGGGCCUGUCUCGAUUUGUUUUUCUCCUUUCAAGGGUCGGACCUGACAAUAUACUAGAGGCCAUCGUGCUUCUCUCCC
Molecule: messenger RNA, 375 nt
Organism: Aspergillus homomorphus CBS 101889
Lineage: Eukaryota; Fungi; Ascomycota; Eurotiomycetes; Eurotiales; Aspergillaceae
Exons: 1
Coding region: 125-343 (72 amino acids)
Source: RefSeq, a predicted model, not a curated record